AUGCCCGCCGCAAAGAAGCAUGUCCCUAUCGUCAAGAAGCGCACUUCGCGCUUCACCCGCCACCAGUCGGACCGCUUCAUGCGCGUAGACCCCAGCUGGAGAAAGCCCAAGGGUAUCGACAAUGCCAUGCGCCGUCGCUUCAAGGGCCAGGCCGUCAUGCCCAAGAUCGGUUACGGUUCCAACAAGAAGACCCGCCACAUGAUGCCUUCCGGCCACAAGGCUUUCCUCGUCAACAACNNGAUCUCCCACGCCGUCUCUGCCCGCAAGCGCAUCGACAUCGUCGCCCGCGCCAAGCAGCUCGGUGUCAAGGUCACCAACGCCAAGGCCAAGAUCACCACCGAGUCAUAA
This is a messenger RNA of Aureobasidium musti, 348 nucleotides long. The record is from the annotation of a GenBank genome assembly. Lineage: Eukaryota; Fungi; Ascomycota; Dothideomycetes; Dothideales; Saccotheciaceae.